AUGAGCAUCUUCGCCAACAUCCUGACCUUAACCGGCGCUCUCACUCUACUCACUCUCUUUUUCAAAACCGCUCGCUUCAUCCACAUCUACACACGUCCCUCAUCCCUCCCCCGCUACCUGCACACCUCACCAAGCGGCAAGUCGCCCUGGGCUCUGGUCACAGGCGCCAGCGAUGGCAUUGGCAAAGGCUACGCGCACGAGCUAGCUGCCCACGGCUUCAACAUCAUCCUGCACGGCCGCAACCCCUACAAACUGUGCACCGUACGCGCCUCGAUCCAAGCCUCGUACCCGAAGACGCAAAUCCGCCUCAUGGUACUCGACGCAACCGCGUGCACCGCAGCCGACAUCGCAGCCGCGGUCGAGGAGCUGGUGUGCGCGGGCCUGCACGUCACGGUGCUGGUGAACAACGUGGGCACGGGGACCACGCCGUCCGGGCACGUGUUUGCCAACUACGAGGACGAGGAGCCCUCGGACAUCGACGCCAUCAUCAACACGAACGCGCGCUUCCCAGCGCUCAUGACGCAUUUCGUGCUACCGGCUCUGCAGACGCCCGCGCUGAUCCUAACCAUGGGGUCGAUUUCCGACGUGGGCAGUCCGUACAUAUCGGUGUAUUCGGGCACCAAAGCGUUCGAUAGCAGUUUCAGCAAGGCGCUGCGGCGCGAGAUGGUGGCGGAGGGCAGGGACGUGGAGGUCCUGGCGAUGAUGACGGCGAUGGUGACGGAGACGGGGACGAGCAAGGGCGAGGUGUCGAUCGUGCAGCCGGAUGCGCGGGCGUUUGCCCGGAGCGCGUUGCAGAGGGUUGGGUGUGGGCACGAGGUUGUCGAGGGCUGGUGUGCGCAUUGGCUCGUGCGGGCUUUCACACAGUGUAUACCUGAUAGUUGGUUGACUGGGAUGUUGAUCGGGAGUGUGAGGCUGGGGAUGGAGGAGGAGGGGAAGAGGAAGAGGAAAUAG
Lachnellula hyalina is the source of this 951-nucleotide messenger RNA. RefSeq names its product Very-long-chain 3-oxoacyl-CoA reductase. The record is from RefSeq and is a predicted model, not a curated record. The transcript has a single exon. Gene Ontology annotation, cellular component: endoplasmic reticulum. Bases 1 to 951 code for a protein of 316 amino acids. Lineage: Eukaryota; Fungi; Ascomycota; Leotiomycetes; Helotiales; Lachnaceae. Gene Ontology annotation, molecular function: oxidoreductase activity.